AUGGAAUUAAUCCGUUCAAAAUUUACCUACGAAUACGUUUCCAACUCGAUAGAACAAGGAGUGAUCGAAGAUAUCAAUGGAGUGUUUCCAGUCUCGGGUGGUUUAACGUUGCUUCACAUAGCAACUUUAAAUAAUGAUCAAAAAUUAGUGGACUAUCUGCUCUACGAAGGAGCUGAUAUAAAUUCAAAAAGUCGACGCUGGGGUACAGUUUUUAAUUUUGCUGUUAUAAUGAAUAACCCGACAACAAUCCAAAGUCUAAUAAACUUUGGAGCAGACGUUAGUGAUAUUAAUAAUCAAAUUAAGUUCUGUGAAUUAAGCCGUUUCAAGGAGGCAGUUCGUCGAUAUUUUACAGAAAUUCCUGAGUUUUUUUCAUCAUUCAAUGCCUGUCUGAAUACGAUAUCUUGUUCUAGUCAUUUAGCUGUUGCUACUCUACCAUUAAAUAUCGCUAUUAACGGAGGUUACGUAAAAAUGGUAGAGCUACUUUUGGAAAAUAAUGCUGAUCCGAAUCCUGAUUCUGAUACUUAUGGAUCACCACUAACCUUUGCUGUUAUUAAAGGAACUGUACCAAUUAUAAAACUUCUUCUGGACUACGGUUCAGAUGUUAAUUUUGUAAAGAGAGAUGGUGAAGAAAGUCUUCUACACAAGGUUGUCCGAAUGCUUAACUCGGAAGCAGUGAAAUUGUUUGUAAAUCAUGGUAUGACUGAUAUAAAUAAAGUGACAGAUUGUAAAGAAUCAGCACUUCAUUAUGGAAUUAAAUAUUCGGCUAGCGAUGAUAUCAUUAGGCAACUUCUUGAUGCUGGUAUUGAUUUUAAUUUAAAAAAUAGUCGUGGUAAAACAGCAUUUAAUAUUGAAAGACCAAAUUAUUCAAAAAAAGUUGACGAUGUAAUUACGGAACAUCUUGUAAAAUGUAUUGCGGCUAAUUUUUACGUCUGUGAAGAAAAUUUAGCAGUCGUAAAUAGUGAAGAAUUUGACAAAUUACGUGACCAGUGUAAAAGUGAAAUUGAACAAAUGAAAAUAACAUUUAUUGGUACAAAAGUUAUGUAA
Messenger RNA from Microplitis mediator, 1044 nucleotides. Its product is annotated as putative ankyrin repeat protein RF_0381. The record is from RefSeq and is a predicted model, not a curated record. The transcript is spliced from 2 exons. NCBI's taxonomy places the organism in Eukaryota, Metazoa, Arthropoda, Insecta, Hymenoptera, Braconidae. Bases 1 to 1044 code for a protein of 347 amino acids. Gene Ontology annotation, molecular function: protein binding.